AUGAAACUGAACCCCCGCAAUCUUCGCUCACUGUUCCACAAGCCUCUACCGCCGCAGCACAACCAUUACUAUACACAGUCUCACGCUUCACACCGCAUUCCCAUUCCCACUCACUUUCCCUCUCCCCCACCCAUCAACGUGGAAUCUGUAGUUUCUUCAAUCAAGUCUUCUCAGUGGCAUUUCAUCAAACAACUUUCCCCAAAUAUGACACCCACCCUCAUUUCCACCACCCUUGUCAAUCUUCGCUCUUCCCCUGACCUAAUUACUGAUUUCAUAGAAAACCUUAGUCCCAGUUCGCUCACCACAGAAUGCUAUUGUCUCGCGGUUGCGAUUCUUGCUCGCCUGCCGUCCCCGAAACAAGCUUUGCAACUUAUUAAGGAAGUGAUAAAUUCUGGUGUUGCAACUCAUAGAGAGCUUUUUGAUGGGUUAGUUUGUGCGCGGAGGAGGUUGAAUGUGUCUAGUACAAUUGUUUUAGAUUUGUUGUUGAGGGCCUUAUGUGAAUUGAAAAGGGGUGAUGAGUCGACCAUGUGUUUCGAUAUGAUGAAAGAGAGAGGUGUGGUGCCAAAGAUUGAGACAUGUAAUGAACUGUUGAGCUUGUUUCUUAGGUUGAAUUGUACAGAGAAGGUGUGGGGUUUGUAUGCCGAGAUGUUUAGGUUGAGGAUAAAUUCUAGUGUUUGCACAUUUAAUAUAAUGAUCAAUUUGUUGUGUAAAGAAGGGAAGUUGAAGAAGGCGAAGGAGUUCAUAGGGUACAUGGAGGGUUUAGGGUUCAAGCCAAAUGUGGUAACAUAUAAAACAAUAAUUCAGGCAUAUUGUACGAGGGGAAAUUUUGAAGGGGCUAAUAAGGUAUAUGAGAUGAUGAAAGUGAAAGGAAUUGUGCCGGACUUGUAUACUUAUGGUUCAUUAAUUAGCUGCAUGUGUAAGGAGGGCAACGUCGAGGAGGCAUCUGCUCUUCUCAGAAGAAUGGAGGAAUCGGAAUUGGUUCCAACAGCUGUGACUUAUAACAGUUUGAUUGAUGGAUAUUGUAAUAAAGGGCAAUCGGAAAUGGCUUUUAGUUGCAGGGAUGAGAUGGUAAGUAAGGGAAUAAAUCCAACUGUGUCAACUUAUAACUUGUUGAUUCAUGCGCUGUUCUUAGAAAGUAGAGUUUCAGAGGCUAAUGAUUUGAUAAAAGAAAUGGAAGCAAAGGGGAUGGUUCCUGAUGAAAUUACAUAUAACAUAAUGAUCAAUGGUUAUUGCAGGGCUGGGAAUGCGAAGAAAGCCUUUAGCUUGCGUGAUGAAAUGUUAAGGAAAGGGAUUGAACCUACCAAAGUGACUUACACGUCACUUAUCUACGUGUUGGGCAAGCGGAAAAGAAUGAAAGAGGCUGAUGAUUUACUGGAUAAGAUAUUAGCAAAAGGUAUAAAGCCUGAUCUUGUAAUGUACAAUGCUUUGAUUGAUGGGCACUGUGCUAACGGGAAUGUUGAGCGCGCUCUUUCACUUUUAAAAGAGAUGGAAUCAAUGAAAGUAAUACCUGAUGAAGUGACCUACAACACUAUAAUGCAAGGUUAUUGUAGAGAUGGAAAGGUUGAGGAAGCUUAUAGCCUUCUUGAUUUGAUGAAAAGAAGGGGAAUUCGACCUGAUCAUAUUAGUUACAACACCCUAAUUAGUGGCUAUAGCCAGAGAGGCAAUGUGAAAGAUGCACUUAGAGUUCGAGAUGAGAUGUUAAGCAGAGGUUUCAAUCCCACCCUUCUCACUUACAAUGCACUUAUACAAGGCUUAUGCAGGAAUGGAGAAGGGUAUCACGCCGAGGAACUCCUCAAAGAAAUGGUUAGCAAAGGCAUUACUCCCAAUGACAGUACUUACAUUUCUUUGAUCGAAGGGAUAGGAAACGUUGAUGAAUUUUUGUCGAUAAAAGUUCCCAAUGAUGUAAAUCUCGGGUAUAGUUAA
This is a messenger RNA of Fraxinus pennsylvanica, 1923 nucleotides long. The record is from the annotation of a GenBank genome assembly. NCBI's taxonomy places the organism in Eukaryota, Viridiplantae, Streptophyta, Magnoliopsida, Lamiales, Oleaceae.